AUGCGUUUAAAAGACAGAGACACUGCUGCAGCUGACAUUCCCAUUACAUCGCUUUCUGCAAAUAAGAUGUCUGCUCCGGAGAAAAAUCCUGCUGCAAAAUGCAAAUUCUGGAGUUUCCGAGUUCUGAAUGCCAUUUUGCCUCAUUUAUUCCUGGUCUUCCUUCUGGUAAUGUAUGCUGUUUUCGGGGCAUUUCUGUUUGAGCAGCUGGAAAGGAAAAAUGAAUCAGCAGAGAGCUAUGACAAUUUUUUGAAUGAGCUAUGGGAAAUUGCCAACGAAACUCAUGAUAAAGAAGGAAUUGAAACCACAACUGGACAAAAAUACUUUAAAGAUCAAAUAAGGAAAAAACUGACGGAUUUCCAAAGUUAUUGGUCCAACCUUCAAGAAAAUAAAACUCAAUGGAACUUUCUUGGUUCUCUGUUUUUCUGUUGCACCGUGUUCACAACUGUGGGUUAUGGUCAUAUCUCUCCUUUAACAGUAGGAGGAAAAAUUGCCUGCAUGUUCUACGCAACAUUUGGCAUCCCCAUUAUGCUAUUAGUCAUCACAGAUGUUGGAGACAAACUGGCAGCUUUACUUUCCAAAGUUUACAAUCACAUAAGGAAGCGGACAAGAAAUAAUCUUACUCCACCACCCUCAGCAACCCCCUCAAGAUGGUCUUCAUUCAAACAGAGCUUCUCAAAAUCAGAAGUAAAACCCACAAGGUCUAUUUCCUUUAAAGGUGGUUCACAUGUGAUCAUAACACCAAUGAGCAUAAGAAACGUGUUGAACACUCAGUCUUCAGUUAAAAAGAAAUCCGAACUAUUGAGAAAAACCGAAAUAUUUGAAAAAUUAAUUGUUCAGGAAAACUUUAAUCAGAAGCCUUUCCAAUUUUGCAAAAGAGAUCGAAGUAAGUCAUGUCCCCAGCUGGAUCUAAAGCCAGUUGAAGAUGACCAUUUUUUUCCAAGACUGGGACAAGAACUUGAAAAAUUUGAUGUGCCUAUCAUCAUUAUCAUAGGUGUUAUUAUUGCUUACCUUCUUUUUGGUGCAGGUAUACUUUCAAUUUGGGAAAAGUGGAAAUAUCUUGAUUCCUUUUAUUUCUAUUUUAUCACAAUUACCACCAUUGGCUUUGGAGACUUUGUCCCUGAGCAUCCUAAUUUUUUCAUGAUAAUGUCUAUUUUAAUUAUUACUGGUAUGGCAAUCAUGUCUAUGGCAUUUAAGUUAACCCAAAACAGGAUAGCCUGUUGCUACCAAGAAGUAAGUAUAUGGAUGAAUGGUGGGAAGAAGAAGAAGUUUAAAAUCAUUUGA
This is a messenger RNA of Carcharodon carcharias (great white shark), 1281 nucleotides long. It is a transcript of the gene kcnk18, whose product is annotated as potassium channel, subfamily K, member 18. Gene Ontology annotation, biological process: stabilization of membrane potential; potassium ion transmembrane transport. The record is from RefSeq and is a predicted model, not a curated record. Bases 1 to 1281 code for a protein of 426 amino acids. NCBI's taxonomy places the organism in Eukaryota, Metazoa, Chordata, Chondrichthyes, Lamniformes, Lamnidae. Gene Ontology annotation, molecular function: potassium ion leak channel activity. The transcript has 3 exons. Gene Ontology annotation, cellular component: membrane.